AUGUCCAACGUUGAUGCGUACCAUGUCGAUGCAGUAAAACACCAAGGUGAGGAUGCACUGCAGCAACAAGCCAUCUUCCCUUUUCUUAAACUUCCUCGGGAGCUCAGAGAUCAUAUAUAUGACUAUGCCUUUGCCACUCAAAACCACCGUUGCCAGCGGCCCAUUGAGCGGCGCAAUCUAAAGUACUUCCAGCCCAGUGCCGCUGCCAUUCUUCUCAUAACCCGCCAUGACUACUUCCUCCUCAACCGCCAAGUCGCCCGUGAGGCGCUCGAGGUACUCUUCAAGCACCACACUGUCUAUCUCAGUUGUGGACCCUUCGUACUCAAGACUCUGUUCGAAAAGAUCGAAGAACCAAAUGGCCCUGGCAGACAAUGGCUCAAGUGGCUGAAAAAGAUACACCUGGACUGGGAGACACUCCCCAACCUACGCAACUAUCCCCCCGAGCGAGAUGAGGCCCGAGUCGAUGACUACUGGGAGCACGACCAAGUCCAAGUCGACGUCGACUACAUCCGCGGCGCAUACUACAACGCCCACUAUGAUGAAUACGACCACGAAGGCCAACACUACGAUGACAACUUGUACGACCCCCCAAACAUGCCUCUAUACCCUUCUUUCCGCCACCACACCCCCUCUCAACCCCCCAACGCAAACGACCCCUUUGGCCUCUCAACCCACUACCCCUUCAUCGACCCCAACCGCGAUCCAGCACAGGAAGCCUCAGCCGCAGACAUAUCCAGCAAACUUGACCUCCUCGUCUCCCUUGAAGUAACACCCUUAUUCACCUACCUCUCUUCCCCUUCCUUCACCCUAACCAGUAUAACCCUCCCCUUGGCCUUUAUAUCCCGCGAGUCGUACCACCACCGCCACCUCUCCCGCCCGGGCUACGCGCUCCCCGUGAAAAUCCGCUACUGGAUCCAAGUCUGUGUGCAUGCACUACUUAUGCUCGUUGCUCCACGUGCACUCGGCUGUGCUGGCGACUCGACGAGUCUCCAAGAAGUGCGUGUCCGCUACGCACCCACAGAUAUCUGGGCAUCCAUGGAACCAACGGAUGAUCUAGUGCGUAUGGUAGAUGAAGGCGUGUGGUUCGACGCUCCCGACGAGGGUCAGGAAGAUGAGCGCCAGGGCCAGGGCGAAGCGUUUCGUGCCGUGUGGGAGGGCAUGAAAGCGCGGAUUCCGGUUGAGCAUCGGAAAGAGCUGGGUAAGCGCUGGGGUCUGCGUGCCUCGGUCUCGUUUGUGCCUUGGGAUGGCGAGAUUGAUAAUGGCAGGGUUGGUGAUGAGCUCGACGUCGUGUUUACGAGGGAGGAUUCUGCCCGAUAA
Messenger RNA from Bipolaris victoriae FI3, 1317 nucleotides. RefSeq lists its product as hypothetical. The transcript has 2 exons. NCBI's taxonomy places the organism in Eukaryota, Fungi, Ascomycota, Dothideomycetes, Pleosporales, Pleosporaceae. The record is from RefSeq and is a predicted model, not a curated record. The coding region runs from base 1 to 1317 and encodes 438 amino acids.